Messenger RNA from Oenanthe melanoleuca, 9047 nucleotides. RefSeq lists its product as uncharacterized. Gene Ontology annotation, molecular function: protein binding. Gene Ontology annotation, biological process: regulation of cytokine production; negative regulation of transcription by RNA polymerase II; regulation of immune system process. Bases 77 to 7741 code for a protein of 2554 amino acids. NCBI's taxonomy places the organism in Eukaryota, Metazoa, Chordata, Aves, Passeriformes, Muscicapidae. The transcript has 13 exons. The record is from RefSeq and is a predicted model, not a curated record.
GCGGCGGCGGUGGCGGCGGGACCGGGGGGGCCCCGAGGCCACGGGUCCCCCGGUGGGCAGGACGGAGCCGGAGGAGAUGGAGGCCCCGGGAUGCACCGGCUCAGCGUGGCUGGUGGUCCCCAAGGCGGAGGUGACGCCCGAGGGUGACAGGGAUGAUGCAGAGGACCCGGAGCUGCACGGCUCAGGGCAGUGGCUGGUGCGGAAGGUGAAGGUGGAGGAGGAGGAGGAGGAGGAUGAGGCCGAAGCUUGGGCUCCUCAGCCGCUGCCCGGCGCCUUCCCCCCCGACCCCGCGGGCAGCCCGGGCUGCAAGGCGGAGGAGCCGGGCCCGGAGGAGCUGGCGUACGGGGCGGUGCCGGCCUGGGCAGCGGGGCCGCGCCUGGACGGGACCGGGAUCGGCACCGGGAUCGGCACCGGGAUCAGCACCGGGAUCGGCACCGGGAUCAGCACCGGGAUCGGCACCGGGAUCGUGAUCAGCACCGGGAUCAGCACCGGGAUCGGCACCGGGAUCAGCACCGGGCUCGGUCCCGGCGGCGCGGGGUGCGGGCGCUGCUCGCAGCCCGGCCCGCGGCCCUUCUGCUGCCCGCAGUGCGGCAAGGCGUUCGGCAAGAAGGCGCACCUGACGCGGCACCUGCGGGUGCACACGGGCGAGCGCCCCUUCCCCUGCGCGCACUGCGGCCGCCGCUUCCGCCAGCGCAUCCACCUGCGCUCGCACCUGCGCACGCACACGGGCGAGCGGCCCUACCCCUGCCCGCGCUGCGCCCGCCGCUUCCGCAAGAAAACGCACCUGGACCGGCACCUGCGCACGCACACGGGCGAGCGGCCGCACCCCUGCCCGCGCUGCGCCCGCCGCUUCGCGCACCGCCAGCACCUGCUGCGCCACCUGCGCCUGCACGGGGAGCCGGGCCCGGCGCUGGGACACCGGCACGGGCACGGGGAUGGGCACGGAGAACCGGGCCCGGGGCACAGACACUGCCCUGGGCACGGGGAGGGGCACGGAGAACCGGGCCUGGGGCACGGACACUGCCCUGGACACGAGGAGCCGGGCCCGGGGCACGGACACUGCCCUGGGCACGGGGAGGGGCACGGAGAACCGGGCCUGGGGCACGGACACUGCCCUGGACACGAGGAGCCGGGCCCGGGGCACGGACACUGCCCCGGGCACAGCGAUGGGGACAGGAACGGGGACGGCCCCGCCGAGGAGAAGCCGCUGCCCUGCCCCGGCUGUGAGAUGAGCCUCAGCUGGAAGCAGAAGCAGAAGCAGCUGGGGCUGCCCGCGGGAGCGCUGCCGGCAGCGGGGAACGGGCACCCGGAGGAGCACCGGGACCGGGACCGGGACCGGGACCGGGACGGGGACGGCGCUGCUGAGGAGAAGCUGCUCAUUUGCCCGCAGUGUGGGAAUGCGCUCAGCUGGAAGCAGAACCCGUCGCACCUGUGGCAUCACCUGGAGAGCCUCGGCUGUGCCCAGGACCCCCUGCAGCCCCCCCAGGACCCCCAGCACCCAGCACAGGCGCCCACGGCCGAGCGCCCCUUCCUGCAGGACGGUGUCCCACCCCACCGCUGUGCCCACGACCCCCGGCCCCUCCCGCAGCCCCGAGUGCCCGGCGCCCAGGACCACCAGCACCGGCCGCAGGUGCCCAAACGUGGCUGCGCCCAGGACCCCCCGCAGGCGCCCCCCGCCCCGCGCCCCUACACCUGCCCCCAGUGCGGGCGCGGCUUCGGGCGCAAGGCGCACCUGGCGCGGCACCUGCUGGUGCACUCGGGCACGCGGCCCCACGCGUGUCCCCGCUGCGGCCGCCGCUUCAGCUCCAAGACCAACCUGGGCCGGCACGAGGCCGUGCACACGGGGCUGCGCCCGCACCGCUGCGCCCGCUGCGGCCGCGGCUUCACCCGCAAAACGCACCUGGAGCGCCACGAGCGCACCCACGGCACCGCCACCGGCACCGCGACGGGCACCGGGACGGGCACCGGGACGGGUACAGGGGCGGGCACGGCCACCACCGGCACCGGGACGGGCACAGGGGCGGGCACGGCCAUCACCGGCACCGCGACGGGCACAGGGACGGGCACGGCCAUCACCGGCACAGAGGCGGGCACGGCCAUCACCGGCACCGCGACGGGCACGGCCACCGCUGCUGCUGUCCUUGCCGCCACGGGCGAGUUCUCCCUGGACUCCAUCCUGCUGCUGCAGCUGCGCGGCCGCGGCAUCGCGCACCUGGGCUGCCUGGCCGACUGCUCCAACCUGGAGUGGCUGGACCUGUCGGGCAACGCCAUCGCGGGGCUGGCGCCGCUGGCCGCGCUGCGCGCCCUGGCCGUGCUCAACCUGGCGGGGAACCGCGUGGCCAGCGUGGAGCCGCUGCGGGGCUGCCGCAGCCUGCGCCAGCUCAACCUGGCGGGCAACCGGCUGCGCAGCCUGGGCCAGCUGCGCUGCCUGCGGCACCUGCGGCACCUGGAGAGCCUCCGGCUGCGGGACCCGCGCGGCGACCUGGGCAACCCGCUGUGCGCCGCGCCCGCCUACCGCGCCGCGCUGGCCGCGCUGCUGCCCGGCCUCAAGGCCAUCGACGGGCAGCGGGUGGCCGGCCGCGGCAGCGAGCUGUUCCGCCUGUGCGGGGAGCUGGACGCGGCGCUGGGCGCCGAGCCCGAGCCCGGGCCCGCCGCGGCGCCGCCGGCGCAGCCCUGGGUGCGGGCCGGGUUCUGGGAGCCGCCGCCGAGCCGCAGCGCCGUGCUGGACGAGGCCACGCGGCAGCUCGGGCAGGCCCUGCGCGAGUGCCGGGAGCUCGGGCUCCGCGCCGACCGCUCCAUCGCCCAGGCCGGCAGCCCCCGCGAGAACGCGAACAUCCCGGGCAGGUACGGCCCGUCCCCGCCGCCGCCCGCCGCCUCCACCGCGCGGCACUCGGCCUCGUCCCGCUGGCGGAUCUCCUGCGGAUCCCAAAUCCCGGUGCCGAAUCCCGAAUCCCGCUCCCGGUGCCGAAUCCCGAACCCCGUCGCGCACCCGCUCGAUGACCCCGUCCACGUCGCGCUCCCUGAAGAGGAAAUGGACGUUGCUGCGCCCGUGGAAAUAUUCCAGCACGUCACGCACCACGCGCCGCUGCAGCGGGGACGGGCCCGCGGCCCCCGCGGCCACCGCGGCCCCCGCCAGGGCGAGCGGCAGCCACAGCGACACCGGGAGCGGCACCGGGAGCGUGAAUACCGGGAACGGGCUAGUGAGCGCCGGGAACGGGCUAGUGAGUGCCGGGAACGGGCUAGUGAGCACCGGGAACGGGCUAGUGAGUGCCGGGAAUUGGCUACUGAGCGCCGGGAACGGGCUAGUGAGUGCCGGGAACGGGCUAGUGAGUGCCGGGAACGGGCUACCGAGUACCGGGAACGGGCUAGUGAGUGCCGGGAACGGGCUAGUGAGCGCCGGGAACGGGCUAGUGAGUGCCGGGAAUUGGCUACUGAGCGCCGGGAACGGGCUAGUGAGUGCCGGGAACGGGCUACCGAGUACCGGGAACGGGCUAGUGAGUGCCGGGAACGGGCUAGUGAGCGCCGGGAACGGGCUAGUGAGUGCCGGGAACGGGCUAGUGAGCACCGGGAACGGGCUAGUGAGUGUCGGGAACGGGCUAGUGAGUACCGGGAACGGGCUAGUGAGUACCGGGAACGGGCUAGUGAGUGUCGGGAACGGGCUAGUGAGUGUCGGGAACGGGCUAGUGAGCGCCGGGAACGGCGGCACGGGCUGGGAACGGGCUACGAGUGCCGGGAACGGGCUAGUGAGUGCCGGGAACGGGCUAGUGAGUGUCGGGAACGGGCUAGUGAGUACGGGAACGGGCUAGUGAGCGCCGGGAACGGGCUACUGAGUGCCGGGAACGGGCUAGUGAGCGCCGGGAACGGGCUAGUGAGUGCCGGGAACGGGCUAGUGAGUGUCGGGAAUUGGCUACUGAGUGCCGGGAACGGGCUAGUGAGUGUCGGGAACGGGCUAGUGAGUGCCGGGAACGGGCUAGUGAGUGUCGGGAACGGGCUAGUGAUAUCCCGUUAUCCCAUCCCGGUAUCCCGUUAUCCCGGUAUCCCAUCCCGGUAUCCCGAACUACAACUCCCAGCUCUCCCGGCUCUCGCCGUUCGCAGCCGGAUCCGGCCCCGCUCGGCGCCUUCCGCACCCCAAAUUCCGGGGGGAGGAGGAGGAGGAGGAGGCGGGGGGGGCCGAGGCCGCUCCGGGACCGCCGCGUUCCCGGGCCUGGUUCCGCUCCCGUCCCGUUCCAUUCCCGUUCCGUUCCCGUUCCGUUCCCGUUCCCUCCCGUCCCCUCCCGUCCCUCCCGCUCUCAUCCCGCCUCUCCCGCUCUCCAGGACCCCGCGGCCAUUUGAGGGACUCGCUGAAGGAGGAGGGAGGCCGGGAAGAGGCCGGGAAGAGGCCGGGAAGGGCCGGGAGGCCGCGCUCCAGCCCCGGGACCGGACCGGGACCGGCACCGGCACCGCCAUGUCCGCGGGCGGCGCGCCGCAGCCCGCCCACGGCCUGGACCUGCUGCCGUACUCGCGGCUCAGCCCCGCGCCCCGGGCCGGGGCCCCCCUGGACGCCGUGGGCGCCGACAUCCCCUCGGACCCCUGCACAGCUCCCCUGCCCCCAGGGUACCGGUUUUUCAAGCCCGGGGGUUUGUUUGGGAUGAAGCCGCCGGAGGAGCCGUUCGGAGCCGCUCGCUCGGGCCCCGAGGAGCCCAAGGGGCUGGGGAGCCCCUGCGCCGUGGAGCCCGGGCGGGUGAGCAAGGUGGAGCCCGAGGAGAAGCCCGGGAUCGGCGCCGGCUCCCUGGAGCUGUUCCCGGCGGCGGGCGGCAGCUCCGGCCGCUGGUUCCCCGGCGGGCAGCGCGGCCCCGAGCCCCCCCGGGACCCCCCGGCGCCCCGCGGCGGCUGCUGGGGGGCGCAGGGGGGCGUCCCCGGCCCGUUCCGCUGCGGCCAGUGCGGGAAGGGCUUCCGGCAGAAGCAGAGCCUGGUGACGCACGAGCGCAUCCACACCGGGGAGAAGCCGUUCCGCUGCGGCGACUGCGGCAAGAGCUUCUCGCAGCGGCCCAACCUGCUGACGCACCGGCGCGUGCACACGGGCGAGCGGCCCUUCCCCUGCGGCCAGUGCGGCAAGAGCUUCUCGCAGAAGGCCAACCUGCUGGCGCACCAGCGCAUCCACGGCGCGCACCCCGAGGAGGGCAAGGCGCGGCCGCGGGCGCCGGCGCGGGGCUGCGGCGAGGACGCGCCCUUCGUGUGCCCCGAGUGCGGCAAGAGCUUCCGCCAGAAGCCCAACCUGAUCACGCACCGGCGCAUCCACACGGGCGAGCGGCCCUUCUCCUGCUUCCUGUGCGGCCGCAGCUUCAACCAGAAAACCAACCUGGUGACGCACUACCGGGUGCACACAGGUGAGCGGCCCUUCGCCUGCGCCCAGUGCGGCAAGCGCUUCACCCAGAAAACCAACCUGGUCACGCACCAGAGCACCCACACCGACCUGCGCCCCUUCCCCUGCGCCCAGUGCCACAAGUGCUUCAAGGACAAGGUGUCCCUCAAGGCCCACCAGAAGACGCACGCCCCCCGCCAGCGCCGCUGCCCCGCGCGCGGCCCGGCCCCCGCCGCGCCCUUCGGGGCCGCGCCCGCCCUGCUGCCCCCCGCGCCCGCCCCGCACGACCCCGCCCCGUUCGCCCCCAAGCUCCCCGAGGGCGCCGAGCUCUUCCCCUGCCCCGACAAGGGCUUCCCCCCGCCGCCCCCGCCGCCCCCGGCCCCGGGCGAGCCCCCCUUCCCCUGCGCCCACUGCGGCCAGGGGUUCUGCCCCAAGCUGCCCCUGCUGCGGCCCCCCGAGGCGCCCGCCGCCCCCUUCGCCCCCGGCCCUCCCCUCCUGGGGCCCCUGGGGGCGCAGCCGGGGCCGGGGGACGCCGCGGGCCCCCCCGCCCCGGAGAAGCCCUUCAUCUGCAACCAGUGCGGGAACAGCUUCGGGCUCUGGCUCGCCCUCGUCGCCCACCAGAAGAGCCACGCGGGGCACAAGCCGUGCCCCGGCGCGCCCCCCGCCGAGCCGGGCGCCGAGCGGCCCCCCGGGUCCCCCCCGGCGCGGGCGGCGGGCGAGGGCCGGGCCUGGCCGUGCCCCGAGUGCGGGCGGGGCCUGGCGCCGUGCGAGCGGCCGCCGCGGCACGGGCAGGGCGCCGGCGGGCGCGGCCCCUUCCGCUGCGACACCUGCGGCAAGCGCUUCAGCCUCAAAACCAACCUGGCCACCCACCAGCGCAUCCACACAGGUGAGCGGCCCUUCACCUGCGGCGUCUGCGGCCGCCGCUUCAACCAGAAGGGCAACCUGGUGACGCACUACCGGGUGCACACGGGCGAGCGCCCCUUCGCCUGCGCCCAGUGCGGGAAGCGCUUCGCGCAGAAGCCCAACCUGCUGGCCCACCAGAAGACGCACCUGGGCCGCCAGCCCUUCACCUGCCUCGAGUGCCCCAAGCGCUUCAAGAGCAAACUGUCCCUGCGGGUGCACCAGCGCGUGCACAGCGGGACCCCCGGCGCGGCGCCCGGCGCCCUGGACCCCGCCGGGAGCCCCUUCCCCUGCGCGCUGUGCGGGGAGGCGUGCGCCGAGCACGGGGGGCUGCGGCCGGGCCACGGCGGGGAGCAGCUGCACGGCUGCGCCAAGUGCGCCCACGGCUGCGCCGAGCGUCCCCACGGCUGCGCCGAGCAUCCCCACGGAAUUACCGAGCGUCCCCACGGCUGCACCGAGCAUCCCCACGGAAUUACUGAGCAUCCCCACGGCUGCGCCGAGCGCGCCCACACCUGUGCCGAGCAUCCCCACACCUGCGCCGAGCGGCUCCACAGCUGUGCCGAGCCGCGCCGCGCCUGCGGGGAGCAUCCUCACCCCUGCGGAGACCAUCCUCACCCCUGCGGGGAGCAUCCUCACCCCUGCGAGCGGCCCCACCCCUGCGGGCAGCCGCAGCCGCAGCCGCAGCCGCAGCCCUGCGCCGAGCGGCCGCCCCACUGCGCGGAGUGUCCCCACCCCUGCGAGCAGCCCCACGCCUGCAGCAAGCGGCCCCACGCGUGUGAGCAGCCCCACGGCUGCGCCGAGUGUCCCCACGGCUGCGCCGAGCAUCCUCACCCCUGCGAGCGGCCCCACCCUUGCGAGCAGCCCCACACCUGCGCGGAGCCGCCCCACGCGUGCGCCGAGUGUCCCCACGCGUGCGCCGAGUGUCCCCACGGCUGCGCCGAGCGGCCCCACACCUGCGCCGAGUGCGGGAAGCGCUUCCGGCAGAAGGUGAACCUGGCCGUGCACCUGCGCACGCACACCGGGGAGCGCCCGUUCCGCUGCGCCGACUGCGGCAAGGGCUUCAGCCAGAAGGCGCACCUGCUGCGGCACCGCCGCACCCACGGCGCCGCCGAGCCGCCCCCCAAGGGCCCCGAGCCCCCCGCGCUGCUGCUGCCGCCCUGCGCCCGCGCCGCGCCCCCGGCGCGCCCCGACAGCCCCUCGGGCGCCGCCGACAUCCUGCUGCAGCUGAUGCAGGACGAGCCGCCCCCCGGCCCCGCCGCCGCCCCGCUGCCCCCCUGCAAGUGCCCCGGGGGGGGCCCGAGCCCCCGGGCGCCGGGGCUGCCCCCGCCCUGCUGCUGCGCCGCCUGCCUGGCCCCCCGCCCGCCGGAGCCCCCCCGGGCGCAGCUCUGGGCGCCCAAGGCCGGCGGCUGCGCUCGGGCUUUCGAGGAGAAGCGAGUGCCGGGAGCGCCGGAGCGCGAGUGCGGCGAGGAGAAGCCGGCGCCGUGCCCCGGCUGCCUGUGAGCGCCCCCGCGCCGGGACCCCCGCCCUGCCCCCACAGCGGAGCCCAAACCGAGACCCCCGCAGCCAGCAAGGGCCGCCCUCGGCUCCUGCGCUCGGCCUCGGUGAGCCUGGAGAGGAUGGAAGGAGGGGACGGAGCCGAGGGGACAGAACCGAGGGGACAACCACAGGAAUGGAGCUGAGGGGACAGAACCGAGAGGACAGAGACAAAGGGUUGGUGCCAAGGUGGCACAGCCAGCCCGAUUUCAGCACUGGGACUUGGAGGAGCCUCCAGCCUCGAGCAGAGCCAGGCUGGGACACGGCACAAUCCCGACAGCCAGGCUGGGACAUGGCACAUUUCUGGCACCCAGGAUGGGACAUGGCACAAUCCCGACACCCAGGAUGGGACAUGGCACGUUCCCGGCAGCCAGGGUGGGACAUGGCACGUUUUUGGCAGCCAAGCUGGGACAUGGCACAUUUUUGGCACCCAGGAUGGGACAUGGCACGUUUCUGACACCCAGGCUGAGACAUGGCACAUUUCUGGCACCCAGGAUGGGACAUGGCACGUUUUUGGCAGCCAAGCUGGGACAUGGCACAAUCCCGACACCCAGGCUGGGACAUGGCACGUUCCCGGCAGCCAGGCUGGGACAUGGCACGUUUCUGACACCCAGGCUGGGACAUGGCACAUUUUUGGCAGCCCGGCUGGGACAUGGCUCGUUCCCGGCUCGGGAGGACACCGAAGGCUGGAGGAGCCGCAGCAGGGCGCGUUCAGCUCGGAUCUGCCGUGUCGGCUCCGGCCCGCGGAACAGGAACCGCCGGACGCGGUGGAGCCGCACCCGCUGCUUGGGACAAGAGGGACUCGAGGGCUCCCUCGGCUUCCAGAACCUUCGGCUGGGUGGGGUCCCUGAGGACUCGGGGGCCGCUGGGGGGCUCAGCCCUGCCUGCAGGGCCCGGGGGCUGCCGGGGGUGGGGGCAGCUUGUGCUUGUGCUUGCUCUGGUAACCGCGCUUUGGGACUCAGUCCCGCAUUUGGGGUGGGGGGCGCCGCUGGGCCGCGGUGGUGCGAGGGGCGGGGGGGCUCCAGUGGCGCACGCGGGGUCCGUGUGGUGUCGCCGUGUCCCCCCCCCGUGUGACAGAGCCGGGGAUGACGAUCUGCGGCGGAGUUUCGGUCACAGACCCCGCGGGGAGCGGCCGCUGCUCGCCCCGAAGGGACCCGGACACCGGGACGGGCACCCCCGGCUGGGCGGGGGUCCCGCUCCUGCCCCCCGCCCCCAGCUCUGCUCUCUGCAAUUCUAUUUUUUGAGGUUAUUUAAAAUAAAAGCUUCGGAUGGC